This is a messenger RNA of Cygnus atratus (black swan), 2006 nucleotides long. RefSeq lists its product as uncharacterized. Bases 148 to 1227 code for a protein of 359 amino acids. The record is from RefSeq and is a predicted model, not a curated record. The transcript has 2 exons. NCBI's taxonomy places the organism in Eukaryota, Metazoa, Chordata, Aves, Anseriformes, Anatidae.
AGGGUCGGGCACGGGCGGCUGGGGGCAGCCGCGCUCCGGCGGCGCUGCGGGAAGCGGAACUCGGCGGCGCGGGGGAGGCCCGAAGUGGGAGCGCCGGGUCCUCGGUGCCGGCUUGGGACGGGGCGUGAGGCCCGCUGAGGCACGGCCAUGGGGAGGCCCAGGAAGGAGUCUGGCAGCACCGCGGCCCCUCGGCCGGCGGCGGCCCCCAAGACGUCCCCCGCCGCCCCACCGCCAUCCGCCUCGGCCGCCCGUGCCACCAGCAGCCGCUCCAGGAGCACGCCGGUUGCGGGACGGAGCCAGGAGGCAAAGCCCAGCUCGUCCCAGCCGAAAUCCACAGCGGCAUCCCGCGGGGCACGAGGCGAUGCCGGGGAGCAGCUUGGAGCGGCCGGCGGGGGCUCCUCCACCAGCGCGAGGAAGACGACCCAUGCCAAAGGAGCUUCAGGCCAGGCCAAGGCUGAGCCGUGCCCCAGCAAGGCCCCGUGCCGGUUCCUGCCCCCCCUGGAGAGCCAGGACAUCCCCCGGGUGGAGAAGGAGACGCGGGGCCAGCGCAACAACCCCAAGUGGUACGAGUGGAGGGAGAACCGCAUCACGGCCUCCGUGGCGCCCCGCAUCGCCGGCAGCAAGUUCGCCAACGGGAGGACGGACAAGGUGCCCCAGUCGUACCUGAAGGCGGUGGUGAGCCCCGGCCCCACCGUGCAGACGCCGGCCAUGUCGUGGGGCAUCCGCAACGAGAAGGCGGCCGUGCGGGCCUACGAGCAGCUCAAGUCGCGGGAGGUGGGCCGGCCGGUGCGGGUGGAGGACUGCGGCCUCUUCAUCCACAAGGAGAAGACGUGGAUCGCCGCCAGCCCCGACGGCGUCGUCACGGAGGCGGACACAGGGAAGCCGCUGGGGCUGCUGGAGGUGAAGUGUCCCUACAAGCACCGCAACAAGACGGUGCGGGAGGCCUGCAAGGACAGGGACUUCUGCCUGCAAGUGGACGGCGACUCCUACGCGCUGAAGCGGGACCACAACUACUUCACCCAGGUGCAGUGCCAGCUGGCGGCCGCUGGCCUGCAGCGGGCUGACUUCGUGGUGCACACCAAGAAGGAGACGGCCGUGGCCCCCGUGGAGUUCGAUGACGAGUUCUGGGGGCAGACGGUGCCCAAGCUGGAGAAGUUCUACACCGAGGCGGUGAUCCCCCACCUGGAGGGGGAGGCCGGCGGCUCUGUCUGGGCCAAGGAGGAGUAGAUGCCCAUCCUUGCUCUCCAGGAUGCUUGCUUGGCUUUGGGUUGGCCGCGCAAACCCAGCUUGGGCCCCUAGAAUAGAAGCUGCACCUGAGUUUUCUGCUGUUCCUCGACCACUCACUGCCUCUGCCCCAAGGCUGCUGCAUCAGGAUGGAAGAAUCCGCACCAGCAGGGCCUGCUUCGAUAAGGGGCCCACCAGUAAUGAUUUCACCUGCCCAACGAAGGAGAAAAGUCCUAGAGCCAGCCCAGCAUGGCCCCGUGCUCCUCACUGCCCACCAGUUCAAGCCCACAGCACUCAUGGAAGCCAGCACACACCGAUCGCAUCUGCGGGGAACGCCUGUGAGCCCUCUGCACUGGAAUAACAGACUCAUUUUGUGGGGAAAACUGGAUCAUUCAGCACCUACACUACUGUCAGGACUAAACCUUAAUUCCUCUCUGGAAUGGAAACGGAGUCACAGAGGGGUUGUUAGAGCCCGAGAGCAAAGCAAAGCUCUUGAGCUAAAUCACGUUGUGCCUUAGCCGUUGCAGCAGGGGCACAGGGACACCGUUCCUCCUGAGCCACCAGCCCUGCUGGCCCUGGAGCCAUCCCAGGGUGCUAAGGAAAGGGGGCAUUGGCUGCAGGAUGGGGAAGAUGGUGCCUGUCGAGGAGGUGGCCUCCACAGUGGGGAGGCUCUAGAAGAAAUUCCUGUGACACACUCCAUGUACCGCAGCAGGGCAGGGAGGUGAGCAUCACCCCUUUGCAGCAUGGCUUGCUCUGUUAAAUAAAACCAGUGUUGGAUCGCA